GAGAUUCCCAAGAAGGCUUGUGAUCAAUUAUUUAUAUAUAUUGAAAUUAUUAUUGCCAUCAAUUCCCUAAUUUUGUUAUAAAAUAUAUAAUUAAAGCUGUGAAUGUAUCAUGGGAAAUGAGACUGAACAAUUGUCGUUGCCAUCAACGUUUGAGAAGACAAAAACAAUUGCCGGUUUUGAUCUGAUCGCAGAAAGAGACAAUGUAAAUCGGCAAGAGUCUGGUAUUGGAUUUCAUUCUUCAAUUGUUGUUGGCCCGCCAUACGAUAUUUCCCAUCUGUUUCGUUUCAGAAAUCGCGUUCAGCGUUUAUCCCUAUAUUGACGAUCGAUCCAACGGUGUCAAUCAAUUAGCCUACAGCGUCAUCAAUUCUCUUUGAUUCAGGCUCAGCUUGUUGCUUUACAUUGCGAGUCGUGAGCAGUGAUAGUAAGAAUCCAAAUGGAUACGAAGAAAAAUUUUGGCAAGAGAUUUGAAGAGAAGGUGGCGAUUGUCACAGCUUCCACUCAGGGCAUAGGCUUUGCAAUAGCCCAGCGACUCGGCUGGGAAGGCGCCGCCGUUGUCAUCUCUUCUCGCAAGCAGAAAAAUGUAGAUGAGGCUGUUGAGAAACUUAAAGCUCAGGGUAUCCAAGUGUUAGGUGUUGUUUGUCAUGUCUCAAAUGCAGAACAAAGAAAGAAUCUCAUUGAGAAGACAGUUGAGAAAUAUGGAAAAAUAGAUGUGGUUGUAUCCAAUGCCGCUGCAAAUCCAUCUGCUGAAUCUAUUUUGGAGACUCAAGAAUCUGUCCUUGACAAGCUUUGGGAAAUCAAUGUCAAAGCCUCUAUCCUUCUUUUGAAGGAUGCUGCUCCUCAUAUGCAGAAGGGUUCUUCAGUCAUUUUGAUUUCCUCAAUCGGUGGUUACAAUCCUCAUGCUUCCAUGGCUAUAUAUGGGGUGACAAAGACAGCUCUUCUUGGGCUUACUAAGGCCCUUGCAGCUGAAAUGGCACCUGAUACUCGUGUAAAUUGUAUUGCUCCUGGGUUUGUACCAACACAUUUUGCCGAUUUCAUCACAAAAAGUGACGCCAUGAGGAAGUCCAUUGAGCAAAAUACGUUGCUUAACAGGCUUGGUACCACAGAAGACAUGGCUUCUGCAACUGCCUUUUUGGCAUCCGAUGAUGCUUCUUAUAUAACAGGAGAAACUUUGGUCGUGGCUGGUGGGAUGCCGUCUAGACUAUAGCCCCGUCUCUUUAAACUAGCCUUGUAUCCCUUCAUUUUUAUUUUAUUUUUUUAACUUCUUGUUCCCUCCGAGGAAAGGACUAAUGUUUUGAAUCUUGGCAACUUCAUUAACUAUGUCAUUAAGUCUAAUUCCGCUUUCAUAAAAUGAUUUAAUUAUUAUAAUUUUUAUAAAUUCAGAUGUUCAACAA
Molecule: messenger RNA, 1391 nt
Organism: Hevea brasiliensis (rubber tree)
Lineage: Eukaryota; Viridiplantae; Streptophyta; Magnoliopsida; Malpighiales; Euphorbiaceae
Product: tropinone reductase-like 3
Exons: 6
Coding region: 434-1204 (256 amino acids)
Molecular function (GO): oxidoreductase activity
Source: RefSeq, a predicted model, not a curated record